AUGAGCGUCCGCAAACGCGGCGAAGCGCCCAAACGGGCAAAUGGAGCGGCCGCCCCGGCUGCGAAACCCGUAGACGAAAGAACGGAUCUCACGCGCUGGCGGUUAAAAGACGAUCGAGGGUGUCAAACAUGGCACUACUUGGAGACCGCCGAGGAGCUGAAGCAAUGGCCCAUGACUAUUGCGGAUCGAUAUUUUCUUGGACUUGAUACUGGUUUACCCAAACUCCCAAAAGCGAAGACGCCGCUUCAGGCAUGCGAGAAUGGGAUUGAGUUCUACUCUCAGCUGCAGCUGGAGCCCGGAAAUUGGGCCUGCGAGUAUGGAGGGCCCAUGUUCUUGCUCCCAGGUCUCAUCAUCGCUUUGUAUGUUACGGACAAUCGACUCUCGCGGCCCGAGGAGAUCGAGAUCAUUCGCUACAUCUUCAGCAUGCAAAAUAUCGGCAGCAAGAAUGGCGGUGACGGCGGCUGGGGGCUGCAUGUUGAAGGCGACUCCUCCGUUUUCGGCACUGCUAUGAAUUAUACGACGCUUCGCUUGCUCGGCGUUGAAGCGCAUGACCCUCGAAUGGAGAAAGCGAGGGGCUGCCUACAUAAUCUCGGGGGCGCCUUGUAUGGACCACACUGGACAAAGUUCUGGCUGUCGGUGUUGGGAGUCAUGGAGUGGGAUGUGGUCAACCCUGUUCCUCCAGAGUUAUGGCUUUUACCGGAUUGGACGCCGAUCUCUCCUUGGAGAUGGUGGAUCCAUAUGCGCAUGGUAUUCCUUCCCAUGAGCUUCGUCUGGUCGAAGAAGUGGGUAUAUCCAAAGGCCAAGACAGAUCCGGUUAUCAGACAAUUGAGGCAGGAGCUAUAUCCAACGCCGGCCGAUGACAUCGUAUGGGCUCACCAUCGCAACUCGAUCAGCGUUAUGGACAACUACCAUCCGAAGUCUUGGGUCUUGAACCUGAUCAACGUCUUCCUUGUUCUGAUCUGGAUCCCAUUCCUGCGGUCCGCGUCUCUGAUCAAGCGCGCGGAAGGAUGGGCUUGGAAGCUGAUCCAGAUUGAAGACGCCAAUUCCGACUACGCAGAUCUCGCGCCCGUCAAUUCUCCCAUGAACUUUCUGUGCUGCUUCAUAGCGGAAGGACCAGAUGCGGUCUCGGUCAAGCGACAUCGCGAGCGCCUGCCCGAGUUUCUCUGGCUCUCAGGAGGCGGGAUGAUGAUGAACGGGACGAAUGGCGUGCAAAGCUGGGACACCGCCUUCUCCAUUCAAGCCGUGUAUGGAGCUGGCUUGGCCACCAAACCCAAAUACCGAAACAUGCUCAUCCACGCACUCGAAUUCCUUGAGGACCAGCAAUUCGUUGACCACUGUGUGGGCUACACAACUUCGCCUACUUAUUCAGAGCCACCGGUAGCAGAGACUAGCGCCGAGGCGGGCUAUCGCCAUCCUCGGAGAGGAGCUUGGGGGUUUAGCAAUCGUCUGCAAGGCUACGUCGUGUCCGACUGCACGGCGGAGGCUCUCAAAGCUGUAGUCAUGUUGCAGACUCUGCAAGACCCCAAAGAUCCAUCCAAGACACUCUUCCCCGCCGUAUUUUCUGAAGAACGGCAGAAAUGGGCAGUCGACAUCAUCCUCACCAUGCAGAACGCCAGUGGAGGUGUCAGCUCGUACGAGCCGGCGAGAGGCAGCGAGUACCUCGAGUUCCUGAAUGCCGCCGAGGUCUUCGGCCGGAUUAUGGUGGAAUACGACUACCCGGAAUGCACGACGGCGUGCGUGACGACUCUCAGUAAUUUCCAACACGUCUACCCAGACUACAGGGCGGCAGAGAUUCGCAAGUUCAUCACGCGAGCGGUGCAGUGGAUCAGAACGAAUCAAAGGAGCGAUGGAUCGUGGUAUGGAUCUUGGGGCAUCUGCUUUACAUACGCGGGCAUGUUUGCGCUCGAAAGUCUUGCCACGCAAGGCGAGACGUACGCGAAUAGCGAGCGGGUGCAGAGGGCGUGUAAGUUCUUUUUGGACCGGCAGAAUGAGGAUGGAGGGUGGGGCGAGUCGUACAGGAGUUGUGAGACGGCGGAGUGGUGUGCGCAUCCGGAUGGAUCACAGGUUGUGAACACUGCUUGGGUCAUCCUCGCUCUCCUUGAGGCACACUAUCCGCACAAGGAACCGAUUGCACGAGCAAUCAAGCUACUGAUGCAGCGCCAGCAAGCGAAUGGCGAGUGGCUGCAAGAGGGGAUUGAAGGGGUCUUUAACAAGAGUUGCAUGAUUUCGUACCCCAAUUACAAGUUCAUCUUCCCGAUCAAGGCGCUGGGGAUGUACGCCCGGAGAUUCGAGGGGGUGGAGAUGGCUAAUGGUCACUGA
Messenger RNA from Neohortaea acidophila, 2319 nucleotides. RefSeq names its product ERG7, lanosterol synthase. The transcript has 4 exons. Gene Ontology annotation, cellular component: lipid droplet. The coding region runs from base 1 to 2319 and encodes 772 amino acids. The record is from RefSeq and is a predicted model, not a curated record. Gene Ontology annotation, biological process: triterpenoid biosynthetic process; ergosterol biosynthetic process. Gene Ontology annotation, molecular function: lanosterol synthase activity. Lineage: Eukaryota; Fungi; Ascomycota; Dothideomycetes; Mycosphaerellales; Teratosphaeriaceae.